AUGGCAAUUACCACCAGGAGUGGUAAGACACUACCAGGUCCUUCUGUGAGCAAAAAUGUUGUUAAUGAAGUAGCCGAUAAAGGUAGCAAAAAUAAAGAAAGUUUUCCAGCAGAACCUGAAAAGCUGGAAGAUAAUGAAACUCCCCCUAACAGUCAACCGAUUGAUGAGUUAGAGGAAGGAAAGCAGAAGGAAAAGGAAGUAGUUCUUACUCCUAUUCCUAGAGCACCACCUCUUUUUCCCUAUAGGUUGAAGAAGAAGGCCGAUGACAUAAAGUUUGGUAAAUUCAUGGCAAUGCUUAAACAGUUGACAAUAAAUUUUCCAUUGGUUGAAGCAUUGGAGCAGAUGCUCGGGUACGCUAAAUUUAUGAAAGACCUAGUCACUAAAAAGCGAGCAGUCAUCCAUGAGUUAAAAGAUAAUCUCCAUCACUGUGGAGCUAUUUCCACAAGGUCUUUGGUACAAAAGAAAGCAGACCCCAAAGCAUUCACUAUUCCAUGCACAAUCGGGUCCUUUGAGUUUGCUAAGGCGUUAUGUGAUCCGGGAGAAAACAUCAAUUUGAUGCCACUAGUAAUCUAUAAGAAGCUGGGUUUGGGCAAUCCUACGCCCAUAAACAUGAGAUUAGUGAUGGCCGAUACAUCAAUAAAGCGACCUGUGGGAAUACUGUAUGACGUGCUUGUCAAAGUGGAGAAUUUUAUAUUCCCUUUAGAUUUUGUCAUCUUAGACUAUGAAGUAGACUUUGAGGUGACCAUAAUCUUAGGUCGACCUUUCCUUGCCAUGGGCAGCGUGCUCAUCAAUCUGCGAGCUAACCAACUGUUAUUCAAAUUAACUGAUGAGGUUGUCAAGUUUGAUGUCUGUUAG
Molecule: messenger RNA, 855 nt
Organism: Capsicum annuum
Lineage: Eukaryota; Viridiplantae; Streptophyta; Magnoliopsida; Solanales; Solanaceae
Exons: 1
Coding region: 1-855 (284 amino acids)
Source: RefSeq, a predicted model, not a curated record